Messenger RNA from Meleagris gallopavo (turkey), 1414 nucleotides. RefSeq names its product N-alpha-acetyltransferase 35, NatC auxiliary subunit (gene NAA35). Gene Ontology annotation, cellular component: NatC complex. The record is from RefSeq and is a predicted model, not a curated record. Gene Ontology annotation, biological process: N-terminal peptidyl-methionine acetylation. NCBI's taxonomy places the organism in Eukaryota, Metazoa, Chordata, Aves, Galliformes, Phasianidae.
GUUAGUCGCCGGCACCCGGGAGUUUUAAAGGAGCACUAUCAUGGUUAUGAAAGCUUCGGUAGAAGAUGAUGAUUCGGGAUGGGAGCUUGGUAUACCUGACAAGAUGGAAAAGAGUAAUACAGACUGGGUAGAUAUAACCCAGGAUUUUGAAGAAGCUUGUAGAGAACUAAAGUUAGGAGAACUGCUUCAUGACAAACUUUUUGGUCUUUUUGAAGCAAUGUCUGCCAUUGAAAUGAUGGAUCCCAAGAUGGAUGCUGGUAUGAUUGGAAACCAAGUUAAUAGAAAAGUUCUGAACUUUGAGCAAGCUAUUAAGGAUGGCACCAUUAAGAUAAAGGAUCUCACUUCACCUGAGCUGAUAGGAAUAAUGGAUACUUGCUUUUGUUGUUUGAUAACAUGGUUAGAGGGGCAUUCCUUGGCACAGACAGUAUUCACUUGCCUUUAUAUUCAUAAUCCGGACUUCAUAGAAGAUCCUGCUAUGAAAGCUUUUGCUCUGGGGAUCCUAAAAAUCUGUGAUAUUGCCAGAGAAAAAGUCAACAAAGCAGCUGUUUUUGAGGAGGAAGAUUUUCAGUCAAUGACAUAUGGAUUUAAAAUGGCCAACACUGUGACAGACCUUAGAGUUACAGGUAUGCUUAAAGAUGUAGAAGAUGACAUGCAAAGACGAGUGAAGAGCACUCGGAGUCGACAAGGAGAAGAGAGAGAUCCUGAAGUUGAACUUGAACAUCAACAAUGUUUGGCUGUAUUCAGCAGAGUAAAGUUUACGCGGGUACUACUGACUGUUCUAAUAGCCUUUACAAAAAAAGAGACAAGUGCAGUUGCAGAAGCUCAGAAAUUGAUGACUCAGGCAGCUGACUUGCUGUCUGCCAUCCAUAACUCAUUACAUCAUGGUAUACAGGCACAGAAUGAUACCACUAAAGGAGAUCACCCUAUUAUGAUGGGCUUUGAACCUCUUGUUAAUCAGAGGUUACUGCCUCCAACUUUCCCUCGGUAUGCAAAAAUAAUUAAAAGGGAAGAAAUGGUCAGUUAUUUUUCCAAACUAAUAGACCGAAUAAAAACUGUAUGUGAAGUGGUAAACUUAACUAAUUUGCACUGUAUAUUGGAUUUUUUCUGUGAAUUUAGUGAGCAAUCACCAUGUGUUCUUUCAAGAUCUCUGUUACAGACAACUUUUCUGGUAGAUAAUAAGAAGGUGUUUGGUACUCACCUCAUGCAAGACAUGGUAAAAGAUGCUUUAAGAUCUUUUGUCAGUCCUCCAGUACUUUCUCCAAAAUGUUGUCUUUAUAACAAUCACCAAGCUAAGGACUACAUUGAUUCCUUUGUGACACAUUGUGUUCGGGUAAGUGUUCGUCCCACUUACCUGAGUGCAUUCAUAUAUGAGUACUUUCAAGACUAUACUUACAUUUGAAAAUGAAACCAGUUA